Molecule: messenger RNA, 942 nt
Organism: Cynocephalus volans (Philippine flying lemur)
Lineage: Eukaryota; Metazoa; Chordata; Mammalia; Dermoptera; Cynocephalidae
Gene: DGAT2L6
Product: diacylglycerol O-acyltransferase 2 like 6
Exons: 6
Cellular component (GO): endoplasmic reticulum membrane
Source: RefSeq, a predicted model, not a curated record
UUUGUCCCCUCAGGAGCUAUUCCCAUUAUCCUUAUACCCUACUCUGUGGUGUUCACUAAGUUCUGGUUCUUGGCUGUGCUCUCCUUAGCCUGGCUUGCCUAUAAUUGGAACACCCACAGUCAAGGUGGUAGGUAUUCAGCUUGGGUACAAAACUGGACCCUCUGGAAGUAUUUCCUAGAUUACUUCCCAGUAAAGCUGGUGAAGACUCAUGACCUUUCUCCCAAACACAACUACAUCAUUGCCAACCACCCCCAUGGCAUUAUCUGUUAUGGUGUCUUCAUCAACUUUGCCACUGAGGCCACUGGCUUUGCUUGGAUUUUCCCAUCCAUCACUCCCUCUGUAGGGACCUUGGAAGGAAUCUUCUGGAUCCCGAUUGUGCGAGAAUAUGUAAUGUCAAUGGGUUUGUGCCCAGUGAGCGAGUUGGCCUUGAAGUAUUUGCUGACCCAGAAAGGCUCAGGCAAUGCUGUGAUUAUUGUGGUGUGUAGAGCUACUGAAGCCCUCUUGUGCCAGCCAGGAGCCUCUACCAUCCUCCUCAAAGAGCGUAAAGGUUUUGUAAAGUUGGCACUGAAGACAGGGGCAUAUCUUGUCCCUUCUUAUUCCUUUGGUGAGAACAAGGUUCACAAUCAGGAGACCUUCCCUGAGGGCACAUGGAUAAGAUUCUUCCAAAAAACCUUCCAGGACACUUUCGAAAAAAUCCUAGGACUAAAUUUUUGUACCUUCCACGGCUGGGGCCUCAGUCGCAGAUCUUGGGGCUUCCUGCCUUUCAAUCGGCCCAUUGCCACUGUUGUUGGGGAACCCUUGCCAAUCCCCAGGAUUAAGAGACCAAGCAAGAAGAUGGUGGACAAGUACCACGCACUCAACAUCAGUGCCCUGCGCCAGCUGUUUGACCAACACAAAGUUGAAUAUGGCCUCCCUGAGACCCAGGAGCUGCCAAUCAUAUAA